AUGUCAGCUCCAGCCAAGACUAUGUUCUAUAAGAUCAUUCAAAAGAAGUCCACCAUCGGAAUGCCACCAUGGGUCCGUAGAAAUAUCCAACUUUUGGGUUUGAGAAAGAGACUUGAUGUGUCAUACCAAAGAGUUUCCCCAUCCACUGCACACAGAAUCGCUGCUGUUAAGGAAAUGGUUGAGAUCGAAUUAGUUGAGCAACCUAAGACUAGAGAACAAGUUGCCAAUGAAAGAAAGCCAAGUCCUGGAUUUGUGCUUUUAAAGUCUAACUAG
Messenger RNA from [Candida] anglica, 273 nucleotides. The record is from the annotation of a GenBank genome assembly. NCBI's taxonomy places the organism in Eukaryota, Fungi, Ascomycota, Pichiomycetes, Serinales, Debaryomycetaceae.